UGCUUGCAGCUUGACAUCAGGCUUUCUCUGCCUGGUGAGGCAUUCACAUCCCAGAGCUCAUGUGCUAACAUCCAGCUUAGCUUGGCACCCCCUGCACAGUGGCCCCCGGAGGAGCUUUGGCAUUAUCUCUGAGGUGAGCAAGCGACACUAACUAAUUUAAAACUUCAACUUCACCGACAUGGCAGCAAUGGAAGCCCUGGAGUGUUCGAGCGCUCAGCUGGAGCCACACUCCCUCACUGAGAUCUCAGAAGAUGAGCUCCACAUCCCACCAUCAGACGAUGAAGAAGAUGCUCUAGCCGCGGCAAAAAAAGAGCUCACCGACAUGGCCAAGGACGGCGAAGCUGACGAAGACAAGGACGAGGCAAGCAAAGCCGACCAUCAGGUGAACGGAGUGGUGGUCUUGUCUUUGCUGGACAAAAUCAUCGGGGCCGUGGACCAGAUCCAGCAGACCCAGAGCGGGCUGGAGGCCAGGCAGCAGGAGAUGGAGCACUCGGUCACCAACAUUCAGAGCGAGCUCACCAAGCUGACCAAGAGCCACAGCACCACCUCCAACAGCGUCAACAAGAUGAUGGAGAAGGUGCGCAAAGUCAGCGUCAACGUCAAGACCGUGCGAGCCAACCUGGAGAAGCAAGGGGGACAAAUCAAGAAGCUGGAGAGCAAUGAGGCCGAGCUGCUGAAAAGACGCAACUUUAAAGUCAUGAUCUACCAGGAUGAAGUCAAGGUUCCCUCCAAACUCAACGUUUCCAAGUCCAUGCGGAUCUCUGAGUCCGCACCAGGAAGCAGAGGAGGGAGUGUUCUGGAGCUGAAGGAGGCUGCGGAGGACGAGGAGGCGGAAGAGGGAGAGAAGGAAAACAAACCCGCUGUGGACCUUUCUUCUGACGAGGAAGGCUUGGAGAUCGAGGACCCCCUUUUCGAAACCCGCGCUGAACGUUUCAAGCGCAGCAGCCUGCAGCGUGUUCAAACCCUCAAGACCGUAUUCUCCAAGGACAAGAUGGAUAAAACCCGGGCAAAGACCAAGGAGAACCUGGAGAAGACCAAACAGAAAACUAAGGAGAACCUGGAGAAGACAAAGCAGAAGACUAAAGAGAACCUGGAGAAGACAAAGCAAAAAACUAAGGAGAACAUAGAGAAGACCAAGCAGAAGACCAAAGAGAACCUGGAGAAGACCCGUCAUAACAUCGAGAAGAAGAUGGGAAAGCUUGGAACACGAAUGACCGUCAACCCCGAACGCAAGCAGAAGAUUCAGACGUCCCGUGACAAGAUGAAGAAAGCCUUCACGCCAGACCACGUCGUCUACGCCCGCUCCAAGACCGCCGUGUACAGCGUGCCCCCUUUCACGUUCCACGUCAAGAAAAUCCGUGACGGCGCCGUGGAAGUGGUCCAAGGCACUGAGAUGGUGGAGGUCUCCCAGGACGCCGAGGCCUUCAACGAAGCGGAAGACGAGGCUGACGGAGGCGAAGUGGAAGUCGAGAUGGAGAUGAUGAAUGGCGGAGGAGGGGAUGAUGAAGACGAAGACGAGGACGAGGACAGCCAAGACAUCCUGGAGGACAAAGACAGAGACAGCGACUAGAUCAAGAAACCUUCGCCAGACACGACCUGAGUUUGUACAACCUCCUUCACGGGAACGGCAGCCAAAACUACGAGAUAGCUUACAGUAUUAUCCACUGACUGGAGGACACGCAGAUCACCAACUAUCUUCAUGGACCUGAUGAACACCCCCACACGUUAGAAGAACGCUUCAAGGAUUUGAGCUGAAUGGAUGCUGAAGAUGUUACAAUGGGCGGCCAUGCUAGGGAAGCCAUUACCUCUCAUUCUCCUCUUCCAUCGCCCCUAUGCCCCUUUCACACAUGGGGAGGGAAUAACAAUUCACCCAAUCAGUCACACCGCCCCUUAGCAAAUGAACACGCUGGUCAUAAUUCAUAAUAAUGCUAUCUUUCUGUACUUUUCCAGUUAAUAUGCACGCUUUUUUUUUAUUGGCCCGCAGGAAAUAUCAUUCAACAAAAUCAGAAAACUCAGCAAUAAUUUUACCAAAGUCAAAAUCAAUUUAAGGUAUUUUUUAAAAAGCAGCAUUAAGUUGACAUAUGUUAAAAAAAACUAAUAACAUUUUUUUUUGAAAAUUUGGUUGUAAAUUAAAAUUUAUAUAUAUAUAAAUAAAGAAAUAAAAAAAUAUGUAAAUAACUCAGCAAUAAAUUUACCAGAAUGAAGUCACAAUCAAUUUAAGGUAUUUUUUAAAAAGCAGCAUUAAGUUGACAUAUGUUAAAAAAAAAACUAAUAUCAUUGUUUUUGGAAAAUUAGGUUGUAAAUUAAAAAAAAAAUAUAUAUAUAUAAUAUUAAUAAAGAAAUAAAAAAAAUAUGUAAAUUACUCAGCAAUAAUUUUACCAAAAUAAAGUCAAAAUCAAUUUAAGGUAUUUUUUUAAAAGCAGCACUAAAUUGACAUAUGUUAAAAAAACUAAUAACAUUGUUUUUGAAAAUUAGGUUGUAAAUUAUAAAAAAAAAUAUAUAUAAUAUUAAUAAAGAAAUAAAAAAUAUGUAAAUAACAUGAUUGUUUUGUAAAAAAAAUAUUUUCAAUUUUUGCUGUUUUUCUUUUUAGUCGUCUUGUUAAAUUCCAUUUUUAGAAUGUGCUGCGGGCCAAUAAAAAACAGUUGUGGGCCACGAAUGGCCCCCAGAUCACACUUUGGACACCCCUGGUCUAGAAUCAUCAUGUUUCCCGUGCAAAUGUGUUUGAUGAAUAAAGACUAAGAAGAAUCCAAGUCCAUGGAGCAGGUCUAGGGUGUCCCUGAGCCCCCCCCCAUGAAGAUUGUGCAAUGCUGCGGCCUGCGACUGUCCACUUAGUUUGUCUGCUCCAAAACACACAAGUCCACAUGUUUCUUCAAGCCUUUCAGUAUAAAAACCUCCCAACAUAACAACAUACAUGUUCAUCAGUGGGUUACUACUUGUACAACGUAUACAGUGUACAACAUAUACAACGUACUGUAUCUUAUACUGUAAGUGCCUGGUGACAUCUGUAAGUCUUUCAAUACUGAAUGUUGUGCUAUGACUGCAUUAUUUUAUCAGAUUUGAUAUAAAGAUGAGUCUCCAAACAGCUCAACCUUGCAGUGGGGAUGUGGGUGACCUCAAGGAAAUGUUAUUAAACGGCAAGUUCUACAGUUUUUUUUGUAAAUAAUUACAAUGCGGCUCAUAAAUCAUCAAUAUUUUUGAUGACCAGAGAACAUAUUCAUGCAUUCUGCAGCCUGCACAUACUCCAUUCCAUUUUACCAGUUAGUUUCUUCAGCCGGAAUUGUCUCUCUCUCUCGAAAUAUUAUUGCUUUAUUGACGCACAAUUCUCUUAGUGGUUUAACGCUCGCACGUCAACGUCAAUUAACAAUGUUGUUAUUGAUCCUUGUCAAAUCUUUCAUUGCCUAACCACUAACAAUGUCAUGAAUAAAAGCUAUUUGGUAUCACUAGA
Molecule: messenger RNA, 3445 nt
Organism: Doryrhamphus excisus (bluestripe pipefish)
Lineage: Eukaryota; Metazoa; Chordata; Actinopteri; Syngnathiformes; Syngnathidae
Gene: cavin1b
Product: caveolae associated protein 1b
Biological process (GO): termination of RNA polymerase I transcription; transcription initiation at RNA polymerase I promoter
Cellular component (GO): caveola; cytoplasm
Molecular function (GO): rRNA primary transcript binding
Source: RefSeq, a predicted model, not a curated record